AAUCAUGUACAGCUGAUAUGAACAUGCACCUGUCAUCAUUAUUCAGAUCACACAUGAACAGAGGUUAACGUCCCAAUCAAGGUAUGUACACCGUACUAAUCAACUCCAUGAUAUAUGGCCUUUAUCAAAACAAUACAUCAUUCUCAUCAACGUUCUAAUUGUCUGGUUACGUUAUACUCGUCUUCUGAAGUUUAUAAUUACACAAGUUAAACUCGGAUAUUGUUUAAACUGUAUGUAUAUCCUUGUAUUUCCGGAGACCUCCACUGUAAACCUGUCCUCUGGUUGUGUUUCUGGGUCCCUAUUUCCGGAGCCCUCCAUUGUAAACCUGUCCUCUGGUUGUGUUUCUGGGUCCCGCCAUGUUGUUAGCGGGAAGGUCGGUGUAUGUCGCAGUUGUGGUAUUUUGCUGUCUAUUAAAAACUUCGAAUUCUCAAGAUGUUUCCCUUGGUGAAGCACUCAAGUUAUCCGAGCUUCGAGGUAUGCUGUCUUUUCCCGUCAAUAUAAAAGGAGACGAUUUGCCGAAUAUAACAGGUCCGGCCUCGUCAGACUCUCGAAUCGCGAUCCUUGGGGCGGACCCUGCCGGUGUACACAUGGCCUAUAAGUUAAAGAAACGCGGUUUCACCAAUGUGGUAAUUUUGGAGCCUGGAGACCAGGUUGGCGGGAAGUCAUUGACGGUACACCAUAGAGGGGUGCGUCACGAGUUAGGAAAUGGCCACUUCCGGGUGGAGAAUGGCGACAUCCUGUCAAUCAUCGAUGACUUUAGAAUGGGCCCAAUCCAUCCAUUAGGAAGCUUUUCUGUGUGGCCGAACAGUGGACGUCCAGAUAAUAUUUUGCAUUAUUUAUUGAUCGACGCUACUCAAACACAAAACGUUUCCGACCCUGUCCUUGUCCUGAAUCUGCUGUCCGAUGCCAUCAUGAGAUACAUCACAAUACAUCGGGAAAUAUUCGGUGACUACCAAGGAGUGUUGAUGCGGCGUCCCCGUACAAACGACAUGUGGCUGGUGAACGGAACUAUUGAAGAUUUCCUUACACGUAAUGGCCUCACUAUAUUGGAGACAUUGUUCCGUGUGUUAUAUACCGCAGAGGGGUAUGGAUAUUUAGAUAAAAGUGCAGCAUUGUACGGCCUGAUGUCUGUCACACCUAAACGGUUAUUGAGGUUUAUAGAAUCGAUGGUAGAUCCAACAGACAUUGGGGACAGCUACAUUCUCGAGCGUGGGUUUUCAGAGUUAUGGUCAGAAAUCGCGAGCAAAGCUAAUCUUAAUGUAAGACUCAAUCAGAAUAUUUCUUUCAUUAUACGAACUCCUGAAAAUGUCAAUGUAUAUUAUAAUAACACGGAAGAUACGGGCAACAUGGAUACGUACGACUUCCUUAUCAUUGCGAGAGAUAUGAGUAAAGUUUUAGGUAUAGUGGAUACGUCCUGGAUUGAGAGACAGAUAUUCAGUCAUCUUACACCGUCUUUUAUGACAUCAUCACUGAUUGAUACCAACUUCGGUAGGCGCGGGCCCAUGCCGAGAGCAUACUACAUGUAUAACACCAAAUCAGGGGCAGAUCACUCUGUUUUGUACCAUGAAGAUUCGUACAGUAUUUUGCGCAACAUUCAGGGACCUAAAUACAGCCGCGGAGUAAUACCAGGAAGCUAUGAUGGCGAACUGUACCAAUCAAUUGUUGUUCGGCAGUAUGGAGACGCAUUCCCGUCGACAGAGGACAUCAACACAGGGUUUUUAAAUCAUGCAAAUUUAUACGGAAUAACACACGGUCUUGUGUUAGCUAGGAAGACCUGGCAUCAUUUCCCCCGAUUUUCACCAGUAGAUGUAGCGGCAGGCGUUUUAUGGGAUAUAUUUACUCUACAGGGACACAAGAACACGUGGUAUAUAGGCUCGUCUGUCUGUUUGGACUCGUUAAACAGUGUCAUCGAUUAUAACAACCUUGUCCUGCAGUACUUUACCUCGAAAACAUUACAAUAAAUCUUGACCUUAUCAGAUGAAGUUAUAUGUCUUUGUUAUACCCUUAAUCAACAGUUACUAUAUAAAUAUAUAGAGUAAAAUGCCAAAAGUUUAACUGUUGUGGUCGCCAGUCCAAACGAACUGUUAAAAUUGACUGUUGACCGCUAAUUCCGGAAGUACCCGAAUGCGCCCGAGUGAUUACGAUUUACUGUAAACAUUAGAGUUACCUUCCCUUGUCGUUUGCACAUCCUGAACUGGCUACGAGUGGUGCAGACGGUUUGUUUAGGUUUGCCCUAGCGUCUGAAGACGAAAUACAGCAAAUUUUGGAUGACCCUGUUAGCAAAAAUACGAAAAAUGUGAUGAAAACAGCGAAAAACAUCUUGACCGACUUUCUGUUGAUAUGCGAUCUCUCUCUCUUACGCUUAUCAUGAAUGAUUAUUCAACUGAGGAUUUGAACGAUAUGCUGAGAAAGUUUGUCUACUGCGCCGUUCGUAAACAAGAUGGAACCAUGUAUGCUAAAAAGUCCUAAUUUUUUAACAUUGUUAAUGAAUUCAUAUAAUUAUGUUUCAUUGUAAUCUAGUCUGCAUGAAGAAGAUAAUACAUGUAAUAAAUAUAACAAAACA
Molecule: messenger RNA, 2563 nt
Organism: Pecten maximus
Lineage: Eukaryota; Metazoa; Mollusca; Bivalvia; Pectinida; Pectinidae
Product: polyenoic fatty acid isomerase-like
Exons: 5
Coding region: 357-1961 (534 amino acids)
Molecular function (GO): oxidoreductase activity
Source: RefSeq, a predicted model, not a curated record